CCUCUUUGUGGUUUGAGGUAACCAAACUCACCUGAAAUAGGAAACAUCUCUCUGAUUUACUGCCAGUGAGAAAGCACUAUUAUGUGCCUUGUAUUAAAGCGUAUAUAAAUAUUUGCUUUCAGCCGGGUUGAAGACACAUUACUUAUCACAGCCGAUUGGUUUUCCUGAAAAACCUUCAUCAGUGUUUCUUCAUAGUGGUCUAAAAUCUGCAGAAUCACCUAACAUUGACACCCGAAAGCUCUUGAUUUUGCUCAGGAAGCUGGUGUCAACUUUAGAGACGUCUUUUUUUUUCCCUGAUUGCAUGAAGCGCUUCAUGUUCAGUCACGCCAAAGGGAGCGAACAACUCAAUUUUCACACCCCACUUUUGAACGUGGCAUUUCUCUUCUCACGCUGGUGACCGUAGUUGCUCAAGUGAAAGAAAUAGUAUCACUUCCUCGAUUAGCGGUCUGCAUAAAAACACUUUGUGGGGUAAAAAGAAACACUCCCUGGCAGAUCGCCUCGAAUGGUUUCCUCUUGCUGAAGCAGUUUGAAGAGGAACAAGUACUGUGAAAAUGUUUAGCAGUGGAAUCCUGCAUCUGGUUUCACUCCUUUUCUCAUCUUUUUUCUUCAGCCAAGUCUCCCUGAGCAAUGCAAAACUGCUGGACGCAUCCUCCCCUGUUAUUGAUGACCUGUAUGAUGGAUGUCGUAAAGAAGCCAUGGAGAAGUUUAUUCCUGACGUAUUAAAGCAGGAGCUUGACCAAAAUGAGAAACUGCAGAAAGCUUGGAAAACAGGGCAGGAAAGGAGAACAAAAAAUAACUGUACCUCACAGAUCCCUGGAGGAAAUGAAGAGCACACUUCUGCUCUCUCUGCCUACUACUAUGACAAUGUAGAUUUUCUAAAAGAGCUGAAUGGUGCAGUGGAGACAAUGAUGGGCAAUGUUACCACGUAUGAAAGGGACUUCCAUUUCAAGGCCCUUCAUUUCCUGCUGAUGGACUCCAUGAUGCUGCUGAAGCCAAAGGAAUGCAGACGGGUAUAUUUCAUCCAGGAUAGCAGAGACAAAAUACCAGAAGCAAACUCAAAAGUGAGGUUUGCGGGAUUCAACGAGGUCGAACCAGACUUAAAUUUUAGUGAUUUGUUUGAGCAAACCCUUUUUCAAAUAACAACUUGCUUCUACGUCAACCUGGGCGACCAACUUUGUCAGAGCAAAGUUGGCAAAAUAAUUCUGUCUCCAGCUGAGGUCUUUACCGUGGAGAGAGUUGGCAAAAAGACGACUGAAGAUGACGAAGAGUACACUGAGGUUGUUUUGAGCCAUCCUGCUCUGCAAAGCAACCACAACUGUGUCAUGUUUUCAAGGUCUGCAGCUGAGGCCUCCACCCAGUUGUUUCUUCCUGUGCUUGUGGUCUUAACCGUGUUUGUCAUGUAUCUUUAGAACAACUAUGACUUAGCCAGAUAUUUGCGACAACAUAACAAGCUUCAAUCUUUCCUUCUACUGCAUGUUUAUUUUUAUCAUAUACAUAAAAUGUUAAAUAUCUAUGCAUUGCAAUGGCUUUUUCCUAAUUCAUGUCUCUAAUCCGAUGUCAGAAAAUGUGUGAGUUGCUCUUAGAUGCUAAAGUGACCCCCCCCCCCCCCACACACACACACACACACACACAAUCGAUUCUUUUUCUGAAAGCAAAAAGGAACAAUGAUAGUGGUUUUUGUGUGAGAUUACUACCAGUGCACACUGUGCUGAAAUAAGUUGUGAGAAGUAAAAAAGGACACUUGUUACUAUAUGAGGAGGAAGUUACUAUUAUAGAUGGGAACUAUAGUUGACUGACUUUGAUAUCUCAAGAUCAUCAAACUCAGGUCAUUUUCCUCUUUUCAACCCAAACAAAACUUUUGGUGUCCCAUGUUUUCUAGAGUUGUCCUUCAGUCCUUGAACUCUGAAGGAUCUGUUAACAUCCUCAUCAAGAGUCUUACAACACUGUUCACAAUCUGCCAGCAUGAGACUUUCUGUGUUGUGUCACCUAUUGUGUAAUUGUAAAAUACUUUUCCCCCGUCUUUCUGUUUCUAUCACUGUCAACUACACAUGUGUAAACCUGUCAAAUGGAAUAAAAGACUCAGUGGACUAGAA
Messenger RNA from Fundulus heteroclitus (mummichog), 2093 nucleotides. RefSeq names its product T-cell ecto-ADP-ribosyltransferase 1-like. The record is from RefSeq and is a predicted model, not a curated record. Gene Ontology annotation, molecular function: NAD+ poly-ADP-ribosyltransferase activity; NAD+-protein-arginine ADP-ribosyltransferase activity. Bases 552 to 1409 code for a protein of 285 amino acids. The transcript has 4 exons. NCBI's taxonomy places the organism in Eukaryota, Metazoa, Chordata, Actinopteri, Cyprinodontiformes, Fundulidae.